AUGCAGAAUACGGCAGAUGUCCGAGCUGUGAAAGCCGACAAAGAGGAGCAGACAAAGGUGCGUUUGGAUGACUGCAAAAGAGUCUGGGCCACGAGGACCCGAGUGUUGGCGGCCAAACAUGGUAACAUGUUGGAGUACCGGCGCAGGGAGGUUGAUCUGCGCGAGCAUCAGCUGAAAGCAGAUCUUCGAGAGCUUCGCGACCGGCGUGGCGAGGAGCUCGAGAGCAAGCGAGCAGCCGUCCUGGAGCAGAAAGGUCGUUUCGAGAACGGCCCAGGCGGCCUUCAUGCGGCGAUCGCGUCGCCAAGAAGCAGAGCCGCUGACACCGUCCGGGUUGGAAUGAUGGAGGCAGUCGAGCUGAUGGCAACACACGGCAAGCUUGCGACUGCGACCCUCUCAUCAGGUACCGAGUCCACGAGAGCCAGUGCCAUGGGAAGCACGUUCCAGGACUUACGAAGUCUCGCCGAUGUCACCUGGACGGAUUCUGCAAGCUCUGGAGCUGUUGCCUCGAGGAUGGCCUCCACGAUGUUGUCUGUGCAGGCCAGAAAGAGGCACCUCGACGACGAGAGGCAACCCAUGGCAGUUACCGAUGGCUGGCAAUCCGACAGAGCGGCGGUGCGGCCUCCGCCCUGGCCACGGCCAGAGCCAGGACCGCCACGGCGACCGCUCAGGCUGGCCGGCUUGUCGAGCUGGCGAGCGCCAAGCGACAGGUUCCACUGA
Molecule: messenger RNA, 717 nt
Organism: Symbiodinium sp. CCMP2592
Lineage: Eukaryota; Dinophyceae; Suessiales; Symbiodiniaceae
Source: the annotation of a GenBank genome assembly